UGUUGUCGUUGACAACAGUUUACGGCAACAACAUCAUGAUUAAUCCUCCGAUGGCAGAGGCAGCUGCUUUAAAACACUGGUACCUUGAACAUAAACAAGAAGUUGCCCAUCUGGUGGAACAAAAAGUGUACAGAGACCCAAAGUUUCUCUUGCCACCGCCAAACGAAUCUGAGAUUCUGUCAGUACAAUCAACAUUAAAAAAUUUGCACAUUUUGAAGACCGCAUGGGUGCGAGGAAAGGCAGACUCACACAUGGACAAACAUCUUACUGGUUCACUGCUUGCCAAAAUUGCAAAAAAGUCUGCGUGCUCAAGUUGGAUGCACAGUCACAUGCAUUCACUGCAACGUAGAAGGACCUGUCGAGCCUCG
Striga hermonthica is the source of this 368-nucleotide messenger RNA. The record is from the annotation of a GenBank genome assembly. NCBI's taxonomy places the organism in Eukaryota, Viridiplantae, Streptophyta, Magnoliopsida, Lamiales, Orobanchaceae.